AUGAGCAAAAAAGUAACGUAGAGCAAUAAGACCUAUCAAAUUAGACCACCCUUCAAGGACAAGUUCAGACCCUAAGAGGCAAAGGAAAAGAUUGAGAAGAUAGUUCGUGAAAAGCUCAAGAAUGCUUAAUAUACUUCUACUGAGCUACCUCAGUGGACAAGGGAUAUUGCAGAUGAGACCAAAUAAGAAUUAAAAAACCUAGGCAAAGACAAAAGAUAUAAAUACCUAGUUCAAGUCAUUAUUGGAUAGAAUAGUGGACAGGGUGUGAGAGUAGGUAGCAGAUGUUUCUGGGACGAGGAUACCGAUGACUGUACUUGGGUCUCAUAUAUGAAUGAUUCCAUAUUUUGUCUUGUAGUUGCAUUCGCAGUAUAUUUGUAUUGA
Molecule: messenger RNA, 381 nt
Organism: Stylonychia lemnae
Lineage: Eukaryota; Ciliophora; Spirotrichea; Sporadotrichida; Oxytrichidae
Source: the annotation of a GenBank genome assembly